Molecule: messenger RNA, 1275 nt
Organism: Centropristis striata (black sea bass)
Lineage: Eukaryota; Metazoa; Chordata; Actinopteri; Perciformes; Serranidae
Product: lysophosphatidic acid receptor 6-like
Exons: 1
Coding region: 1-864 (287 amino acids)
Biological process (GO): phospholipase C-activating G protein-coupled receptor signaling pathway; positive regulation of Rho protein signal transduction
Cellular component (GO): membrane
Molecular function (GO): lysophosphatidic acid receptor activity
Source: RefSeq, a predicted model, not a curated record
AUGAACAACACCAUGGAAGCUGGAUUUGAGCCCGAGCUGGGUUAUGCUCUGUUCUAUGGCUCUAUUAUGGCGCUGGGUCUGCCUCUCAAUGCUGUCUCAUUGUGGAUUCUGCUGAGACACCACAGCCUCAAAACCCCCAGCGCUGUCUUCAUGGUCAACCUGGCCAUCUCUGACCUGCUGCUGGUCAUCUCCUUGCCCAUGAGGGUCUACUUUUAUGCCACGGGCACCUGGCCUCUGAGUGAUGUGGCAUGUACUUGGAUCACAAUGCUCUUUCGUGACAACAUCCGCUCCAGCUCCAUCUUCAUCACCUUCAUCAGCGUGGACCGGCUGCUGGCUGUGGUUUAUCCUCUGAGGUCACGCCAUCUUCGGACCGCUUGCAACGCUCUGAAAGCUGUUGGGCUCGCUUGGCUGAUUGUGUUGGUGAUCAACAUCCCAAAUAGGGUAAUAUUUUCAAGAUUUUUAGAGAGCUACAAUAAAUCCACCUGUUUUGAAUAUCACGAUAACCAUCAACAUCCCCACCAUAAUGGACCAGUCAUUGCUUAUGUUCAGUCUGCGAUUAUACUCACCAUGCUGGCAGUCAACAUUGUGUGCACCACUUUGGUGUCUUGGACCCUUCACACACAUCUCAGUGACUCAGCAAGGGUCAACAACAAGAUCAAUGUCAUGCUGAUUUUUGUCAUGAACUUGGUUAUGUUUAUCAUAUGUUUCCUGCCUUUGUCUCUUAGUUUAUUGAUUAAUGGGACUGCAUCUGAACUUUUAGUAUGUCUCGCUACCGUGAACUGCUGCUUGGAUCCACUGUUGUAUUACUUUUCUCUGGAUGCCUUCUGGAAGAAGAAAGAGGAUGCAGAUCUUCCAAGAGAAUAGUAGACAAACUGUUUCAUGAAAUGACAUCAGAUUUCCAGUGAAUCCCUUUCUGAUUUUGGUUUGGAUGGGAACCCCUUUUGCCUUCAAGUUUAACAAUGUGAUGGAUUUUAAAAAAUCGAUCGAUUGUGCCUUUAAUAAAAUGUUAAUCUGUCCGGAGCUUAUAUCUCUGUAGGCCUAUAAUGCAUCAGAUUUCAAGUCUUUAAAUUUAUGUUAAUCAUUCAUAGUCCAUGUCAAGUAAAUGUGUAUAUUAUUAAAAUCAAAAAUUGAAUUUACUGUAUUAUUUUUCAGGGAUUUUUUUGUUCUUUCUACAUUAUGUGCAAAUUCCAUAAAAAAGUGAUUUUUUUUAUCACAAAUAUUAACCAUAAAAUGUACGUUGAAAUCUGUAUAUAAAUAUAAUGGGAUAUUAUAUUU